This is a messenger RNA of Vigna umbellata (rice bean), 1053 nucleotides long. RefSeq names its product myo-inositol monophosphatase like 1 (gene IMPL1). Gene Ontology annotation, biological process: signal transduction; phosphatidylinositol phosphate biosynthetic process; inositol metabolic process. The record is from RefSeq and is a predicted model, not a curated record. Gene Ontology annotation, molecular function: inositol monophosphate 1-phosphatase activity. Lineage: Eukaryota; Viridiplantae; Streptophyta; Magnoliopsida; Fabales; Fabaceae.
UUGGGUAUCCAACUAUCCAUUGCUUUGCUGAAAUCAGUGGAGUUCGAUACAUCGGUUUGGCCUUCGAGGCAUAAACGCUUGCAGAGGAAACGUUGAAUCAAAACAGAACAACGUACAUUCUGCAAUUGAAAACUAAUAAUGUCAACUGUCUUCUCAGCUGUAACCCUUUCCCCUCUACGGUCGUUAUCCUCUACACUAAAAUUUUCUAAUGUUUACCCUUUCAAAUUUCAUCCAAAUGGGUACCAUCCAAUUCUCUCCAAAUCCAGGUCACAGUCCCUAAUUGCCAACUCUUUGCUAUCUGAUAAGUUUCCAACGGUGGCUGCCCCAUCAGUAGGGCCUAUUCCUCCGUCUCAUCUCAUUGAAGUCGUUAAAACUGCAGCAAAUACUGGCGCUCAGGUUGUGAUGGAAGCAGUCAAUAAGCCUCGAAAUAUUACAUAUAAAGGAUCAACUGACUUGGUGACCGAGACUGAUAAAAUGAGUGAAGCUGCCAUAUUAGAAGUGGUGAAAAAGAAUUUUGAUGAUCAUCUUAUUCUUGGGGAAGAAGGAGGAGUUAUAGGAGAUACAGCAUCUGAUUAUCUCUGGUGCAUUGAUCCUUUAGACGGAACAACAAACUUUGCACAUGGUUAUCCGAGCUUUGCUGUCUCUGUUGGAGUUCUAUAUCGAGGGAAUCCUGCUGCUGCCGCAGUGGUUGAGUUUGUAGGAGGUCCAAUGUGUUGGAAUACUCGCCUCUUCUCUGCAACUGCAGGUGGUGGAGCAUUUUGUAAUGGCCAAAGGAUUCAAGUGAGCGCAACUAAUCAGGUGGAAAAAUCUCUUCUAGUGACAGGCUUUGGGUAUGAUCAUGAUGAUGCAUGGGCUACUAACAUUGACUUAUUCAAAGAAUUUACAGAUGUCAGCAGGGGUGUAAGACGGCUUGGUGCAGCUGCUGUGGACAUGUGUCAUGUAGCAUUAGGAAUUGUAGAAGCUUAUUGGGAAUAUCGUCUAAAGCCAUGGGAUAUGGCUGCUGGUGUUUUGGUAUGCUCUUCAAGUUUUAUAUCAUAGAAAGUUAUUCUGACA